Molecule: messenger RNA, 3287 nt
Organism: Cloeon dipterum
Lineage: Eukaryota; Metazoa; Arthropoda; Insecta; Ephemeroptera; Baetidae
Product: mucin-2-like
Exons: 4
Coding region: 16-3015 (999 amino acids)
Cellular component (GO): extracellular region
Molecular function (GO): chitin binding
Source: RefSeq, a predicted model, not a curated record
ACUACAUGGUACCAUAUGUUUUCGUUCACAGACCUUCUUCUGGCGUGCGCGGUGGCAGCGUUGGGUCAUGCUUCUUUGGGUUUAGAAGAGCCUGAUUGCUCCUCAGGAUUUGUAGAAUUUUAUCCACAUACCAGCUGCAAUAGCUAUUACCGUUGCUACAACGGACAAGCGAUCACAUUUAAUUGCCCUGAAGGAUACCACUUUGAUUCGACAACCAAUACUUGCAUGCAUGCAGAAGCAACGUCCUGUGCACGUACCCAAAGCAAGCGUGUUAGCAUAUUCGAUGCGACACAAGCAUCUCAACCGUGUCCUCCAGAAAAACCUUGCCCAAAUUUCGGUUUUUCAAUGCUCCCUUACCCUCCAGACUGCAGAAUUUUCAAACAAUGCGCCUAUGGUUCAAGUAUUCUUGUUUUCUGUCCUGAUGGACAGGAAUUCAACCCAAACGCUUUAGAGUGCCAAGAUCCAGCGAUAGCAAAUUGCUUGGUUUGUAGUCCUACAACAAUUGCACCAACUACCACCACACCAACCUCAACAACAACCAGAACAACGACAACAACGACGCCAACCACCACAACAACCACCCUAACUACCACGACAACAACCACUACAACAACCACUCCAACUACAACAACGACGCCAACCACAACUACCACUCCAACUACCUCGACAACAACCAGGACAACGACGACAACGACGCCAACCACCACCACUACCACUCCAACUACCACGACAACAACCAGGACAACGACGACAACGACGCCAACCACCACCACUACCACUCCAACUACCACCACAACAACCAGAACAACGACAACAACGUUGCCAACCACGACAACAACUAAACCUACGACAACGAAAACAACAACAACCGCUACUACUACUAAACCAGUAAGCACCACUACUAAACCAACAAAUGAGUGUCCUGUGAAACCUCAAUGCCAUCCUUUAGAACUGACUCGCUUAGCGUAUCCACCUGAUUGUGCAAUCUACCAACAAUGUGUGCUUGGAUUUUCAUAUUUGGUGCCAUGCAUUCCUGAAGGAACAGAGUUCAGCGUCGAAUUACGACAGUGCGUGGAGCCGUCAAUCGCAAAAUGUCAGAAGUGCAAUUCCGAGUCUACCACAACUGUUGCGCCGACAACAUCUAAGCCAACAACCACCAGGCCACCUACGACAACAACCACUAGACCACCAACAACAACCACUAGACCACCUACUACAACCACUAUACCACCUACAACAACCACUAGGCCAACAACAACUCCAAUCCCCACAACAACCACUCCCAAACCUACAACAACAACAACCACUAGACCGACGACAACAACAACCACUAGACCGACGACAACAACAACCACAAGACCGACGACGACCACCACAACUUCUACGACGACUAAACCAUCAGUUGUGUGUCCAGCAAUCCCAAAAUGCAGAUUCCUUGAGACCACUCGCUUAGCUUAUCCACCAGAUUGCACUGUCUACCAGCAAUGCUUUUUAGGAACAACGACACUCGUUCCAUGCUUUCCCGUAGGAACAGAAUUCAGCGUCACUGAGCGAAAAUGCGUAGAUCCAUUAAUAGCAAAUUGCCAAAAAUGUGAUGUGCAAUUAAUGGUAUAUGCUCUGUUCUGCUCACGGGUAAUUGUAACUGGCAUUCUGGUAGCGGUGAGCUUGGCACGAUCAUGUCCAGGAGCACCAAACUGUUUGUCAAGUCUAGAUGGCCUCUACCCUCACGAAAACUGCAACCAGUACUACCAUUGCCACAAUGGAGUGAAUUUUAUUUUCACCUGCCCUAAUGGAAUGAGCUUCGACCCAGAAAGCAAAGUGUGCGACUUGGCAGUGAAUGUUGAAUGCACCUCUUGCGAAUUUGAAACGAAGCUGGUCGUCAGCGGAGGUGGUGGAGGGGGCGGUGGAAACAGCGGGGGCGGCGGCGGUGGAGGUGGUAAUUGCGGUGGAGGAGGAGGUGGCGGAGGUGGCGCCAGUGGAGGUGGUGGUGGAGGCAGCGGAGGUGGAGGCGGUGCCGGUGGCAUUGGGGGUGGCGGUGGUGGCGGUGGAGGCGGUGAUUGUGACCCAGCAACGACGACUAGGAAACCAACUACAACAACGAAACCCACUACAACAAAAUCCACAACUACAACGGCAAAACCCACGACAAUUACGACCACAAAACCCUCUUCAACUACAAAGCCCACCUCAACAACGACAAAAACCACUCCGACCACCACAAGAACCACCCCGACAACGACAAAAACCACCCCGACAACGACAAAAACCACCCCGACCACGACAAAAACCACCCCGACCACGACAAAAACCACCCCGACAACGACAAAAACCACCCCGACUACGACAAUAGCAACGACAACUACUACCAGAACAACAACAACACUUAUUCCAGCGUGCCCAUCACUUCCUACAUGUCCAUCUCAUGGAGCAAAAAUGCUUCCCUAUCCACGCGACUGCAGCAAGUAUGUGCAGUGCUUCUUUGGUAUUUUGACACUUGGUGAGUGUCCUGAAAACUACCAAUUCAGUCCUUCUCGUUUGGAAUGCCUUCCUGCAAGUAUUGCGGGCUGCACCGCUUGUGGCACUAACACGCCGGCUCCUUCAACCACACUGCCGCCAACCACAACCACAAGACCGACAACCACUACCACAAGGCCGACAACCACGACCACAAGACCGACAACCACGACCACGAGGCCGACAACCACGACCACAAGGGCACCGACAACAACGACAACAAGGGCACCGACAACAACGACAACAAGGGCACCGACAACAACGACAACAAGGGCACCGACAACAACGACAACACCUUCCACCCCAGCCUGCCCAGAACAACAGUCCUGCAAUCUGCUUGAGAUCUCUUAUCUCCCUUAUUACGCCGAUUGCAGCAAGUACACCUAUUGUUUCUUGGGCAUGGAGACUAUCAGAUCUUGCCCACUCAACUCUGAAUUUAGUCCAAGGUAUAAACUUUGUGUAGAUCCGAGUAUUGCGGGCUGCACAAAAUGCAUUCCCUAAGCAACAAAUUGACGAAAAAGCGUCACUUAUUUCACCAUCGUUACUUCCAACGCAAUAUAUGCAAUAGUGUAGAAGAUUAUAUAAUUGUACAAAAUCUUUGUCAUUUGAUACAGAUUUUCAAUUGGGUUUCAUUAUUUACAUGGUACACAUGUAGUCACUUUGUUCCAUCUUCCUUAAUUUCUGGAGUUUCUGAUCUGCAUUCAAUUAUUGUUGAUUUACUUUCACUGUUCAUGUUUGAUAGGAAAAUAAAUGUACUAUCUUCACUACUUAAA